GCGGCAGCAGCGACGGCGAGCCCGGCGGCCUCCACGACCUCGCCCACCUCGCCGACAAGAUCUCGAUGUACAAGCAAGCUGGAGACGAGAAGGAAAACGAGCUGCUCUCCGUGGUUCACUCGCUGCUGUUCUCCAUCCAUGAGACAGAGCUCCAGGAUUUCGUAAGAGGUCAAUGCACUGGCAGCUGCAUCCGUCAUCUACUCGUGAAGCUCCUGAGGUACUCGGGAUACGACGCGGCCGUCUGCGUGUCCAAAUGGCAGGGGUUCGACAAGAUACCUGGAGGUGACCAUGAGUACAUUGAUGUCAUAAUAGACAACGACCUGACGGGUCCAGAGCGUCUGAUCAUCGACAUCGACUUCAGGAGCCACUUUGAAAUAGCCAGAGCAGUCGAUCCUUACGGCACCCUGCUGGACUCGCUCCCGGUGGUCUACGUCGGCACCCUUCCAAGACUGAAGCAGUUCCUGAACGUGAUGGUCGACGCGGCGAAAUGGUCCCUGAAGCAGAACUCCAUGCCCCUGCCUCCGUGGAGAUCCCUGUCCUACCUCCAAAUGAAGUGGCACUCCAAGUACGAGCGGAAAGGCCUGCAAUCUGAGCAGCAAGAGUUCCAGGGCGCAUCCCCGAGCCGCACGCUGUGCUUUGGGCAUCUGAAGCGGCUGAAAUCCUCACUGCGGUUGGAACUCGAGACCGGAAGGUUGCUCAUGAUGCCGGUCAUGCAGGCCGGCACGAAGAGGACGGCAAUGUACGAGAGGCGGCGUAGACGCUCCCUGCUCAGCUUCUGAUGCUUCUUGGAUGCAGAAAUUUUUGGGAAAAGGAGAGGGUCUUUCUUUUUUGCGGGAUUUUGACAGUUAAAUGGGAGGUAGACGGUGGGUGCUAAGCACUAACAGAGGAGGAGAGUGCAGGUUACAUGCCAGGUUUUUUUCUGAAGGCAUAUAUACAAAAGAGAAAAAAUACACAAAAUUCUUUUUUGAUUUCAUUUUUGUUUCUUGGGCGAAAGAUGGAUGCUGGUGAUGAACCCGCUAGCAUACCAUGUAUGUACAACCGAGAGUUGUUACAAAACUUUCCCCUUAUAUUGAUUUUUGAUCGUAUAUGUUCGUCC
Messenger RNA from Triticum urartu, 1096 nucleotides. RefSeq lists its product as uncharacterized. The record is from RefSeq and is a predicted model, not a curated record. Lineage: Eukaryota; Viridiplantae; Streptophyta; Magnoliopsida; Poales; Poaceae.